Molecule: messenger RNA, 837 nt
Organism: Vicia villosa (hairy vetch)
Lineage: Eukaryota; Viridiplantae; Streptophyta; Magnoliopsida; Fabales; Fabaceae
Exons: 2
Coding region: 1-837 (278 amino acids)
Source: RefSeq, a predicted model, not a curated record
AUGUGUGAUGAAAACAAAGAAGAUAGUAAAGGAAGUGAUAAUGAUAUUGAGGAUCUUGGAAGUGAUUGUGAUAGUGAUGAUAGCAGUAGGGCUAGGAGAAAGAAGUAUCCAAUUUUCAAGCUUUUAAAGGAUAUGUCCAAUUACAAAUGGGAAGUGGGAACCUAUUUUACUACAAAGGAAGAUUUCAAGGAGGCAAUUGUUACUUAUGCAGUCCAUUCUGGCAGAGAUUUAAGUUGCAGUAGAGAGUAUCAUGUAAAGUUAUUGAAGACAAAAUGGUUGAGCAAGAGGUUACAAAAUUCACUUAAAACCAACCCUAGAAUGAAGCUUAAGGACAUUAAGGAAAAGGUUCAGAAGAGGUGGAAUGUUGGGGUCAACAAAACCAAGGCUAUAAGGGAUAGGUUUGCAGCCAGAGACAUGGUUGAUGGGUCAUUUCUAGGGGAUUAUACAAGGGUAUAUGACUAUGCACAUGAGUUACUAAGAUCUAACCCAAUCUCAACUUGUAAGGUGGGUGUUCAACCUGCACAAGAAGGUAGUGAUGUUCAGAAUUUACAUUUCAAGAGGUUGUACAUAUGCUUGGCAGCUUGUAAGGAAAGCUUCAAGUUGAGCAGACAUUUCAUAGGACUUGAUGGAUGUUUUUUGAAAGGCCUUUGUGGAGGUCAAAUACUUGCAUCUAUUGGCAGAGAUCCCAAUGAUCAAAUGCUACCAAUAGCAUUUGCAGUGGUUGAAAGUGAAAACAAGGAUAGCUGGACAUGGUUCUUGGAGCUGCUUAUUGAUGAUCUUGGUGGGAGAGAAGAGUGCCUCACAUACACUUUCAUUUCUGAUCAACAAAAUGUAUGA